AUGGCAGGGCUGCGUUCUCCAAGCCAAGCCAUCCCAGCAGCUGGCGAAAGCGUAUGGGAGACGCGGCCUCUCGACAUGCUUUCGAGGAGGGGCGACAAGGUUCAAGGGCUGCACGUGCCGGCGAUUUUGGAUGGAAAGGAAGUUGUUGGCGCAAGGCUUGGCGAUGACCGCCGGACCGCCGGCAAGGAUGGCUAUGAUCAUCAUAAUGAGCCCACCGAAGCCCACCGUAGAAGCGGCUACGCUCCGAUAAGCGUGCGGAUCCACGAUAUUUAUGGAGUACAGAUCCAAGGGUCGGGAGCCAGGACAGUUGCCACGAUUGAAGCUGAGGGCCGUAUCCGCUUCCACGUCAUGAGUGUAUCUGAGGAUGGAGAGGUGUGGAACGUCUGGGUGGAAGAUGAUCAAGACCUAACCAAGGCUUGA
Molecule: messenger RNA, 420 nt
Organism: Diaporthe amygdali
Lineage: Eukaryota; Fungi; Ascomycota; Sordariomycetes; Diaporthales; Diaporthaceae
Exons: 3
Coding region: 1-420 (139 amino acids)
Source: RefSeq, a predicted model, not a curated record